Molecule: messenger RNA, 1071 nt
Organism: Metschnikowia bicuspidata var. bicuspidata NRRL YB-4993
Lineage: Eukaryota; Fungi; Ascomycota; Pichiomycetes; Serinales; Metschnikowiaceae
Exons: 1
Coding region: 1-1071 (356 amino acids)
Biological process (GO): GPI anchor biosynthetic process
Cellular component (GO): endoplasmic reticulum membrane
Molecular function (GO): hydrolase activity, acting on ester bonds
Source: RefSeq, a predicted model, not a curated record
AUGAGGUUCCCAUACUUGCUUCUUCUCGUAGCGCCGCUAGCGCAUGCCUCAAUUGGAGACAGGCUUCCUGAGUUUGCGCUGUGCGUCAAGGAUUGCGAGGCCGAGACAUGCUCCACGUCCUCGCCAUCGCUGAAAUACCUACAAGACUCGGUGAACCCUCUCUCAGCCAUUCUUUUUGCCUGGGACUGCCCGCUGGAUUGCAACUAUAAAUGCCAACAGAAAGUGACGCGGAUCCGCCAAAACGCGGGGCUCGACGUGGUGCAAUUCUACGGCAAAUGGCCCUUUCGCAGGGUGCUUGGAGUGACCGAGCUCUUCUCCACUGUGUUCUCCAUGGCCAAUCUCUACGUCAACUACGGGAACUUGCCCCGACUUCUCCGGCACUACCGGGCCAACAAAUCCACGCAUCCCGAAAAGGCCUGCAUGUUGUUCCAAUACCUAGUUCUUUUGGUUGUUUCCAUUGCCGGAUGGACCGGCAGCUCGGUAUUUCACAUACGGGACUUCCCCGCCACGGAAGCGCUUGAUUAUCUUGGCGCCAGUGCCAUGUCGGUGGCCAAUUUCAACGCCAUUUUCGUGCGCUACUUCGGCCUCUUUCGCCACGAGAGAAGACGCGUGAGACGGCUCGUUCACAUUGUGCUUACGAUCGUGUUAUUGGGGCACUAUCUCAAGUUCUUCACGCAGUGGAACUACACGUACAACAUGCAAUUCAAUGUAUUCUUCGGCCUCGCGGCCUUGUCGUUGUGGAUCUUGCACUCCCUAGAUGUCAACCGAAAGUACCGCAAAAACGCCCACAUCUACAGCAACUCGAUGCAUCUUCUCCCUCACGAAACAAGAAUCCUUGCACACCUCAACCACGUGGGGCUAUCGCGCUCGCGAUACGUGCCGCUUGUGCCCGUGGGCUUGAACCUAUAUAUUCUUCUGGCGUUGCUUCUCGAAAUGGUGGAUUUCGAGCCCUGGUUUCUGUUGAUCGACGCCCAUUCUCUAUGGCACCUCUGCACCAUUAUCCCUCCUAUCAUAUGGUACGACUGGAAUGUGUGGGACUUGGAGUUGGCUUCGAAAACAGCCGGCGUAUGA